Oppiella nova is the source of this 4776-nucleotide messenger RNA. Lineage: Eukaryota; Metazoa; Arthropoda; Arachnida; Sarcoptiformes; Oppiidae. The record is from the annotation of a GenBank genome assembly.
AUGGUCAUCGGCGCCCGACGGGAAUGUGUCGUAAGAAAAGUGAAGGAAGCGGACACAGUUUGUGUCUGUAACUCAACAUAUUGUGAUGACUUCCCGGCCCUCAAGCGCCCAAAGAGUGGUUUCCUUACGGUUUAUGAGAGCAAUAAAGCCGGAGAAAGGUUUAAGGAAACGGAACUCCAGUUCGGCUCAACCAUCGACUCAACGGCCGACCAAACGGUUGUCGUGACUAUCAAUAAGACACAGAAAUAUCAGACAAUCUUUGGAUUUGGCGGCGCUUUCACUGACACAACGGGACAGAUGCUGAAGACAGUCAACCCAUCGUUGGCUGAUCUGCUGAUUGAUAGCUACUUCUCGAACAAUGGCAUCGAGUACUCAAUGGCCAGAAUACCGAUGGCCGGCACAGACUUCUCGUACAGACCCUACUCUUACGAUGACGUCGACGGAGAUCUGGAGCUCAAACACUUUGCUCUUCAGAUGGAGGACUUGGAGUGGAAAAUCCCAUACAUUAAAAGAGCACUGAAAGUAAGUCCGCAUAAAAUAAAACUCUUCGGCAGCCCCUGGAGUCCCCCCUCUUGGAUGAAGACUAACCACAUGUUCAAUCAUGGGGGGGAAUUAAGGGGUACUGUCGGCGGCGAGUACUACCAGUCGUGGGCCAACUAUUUCGUGAAAUUUCUAGACGCAUACAAAUCACAUGACAUAAACCUAUGGGGGCUUACAGUCGAGAAUGAGCCCACACAAGGGUCCCCAGGCAAGGGCUUCAACUGUCUGAACCUAACCGGUCCUAUGGAACGGGAUUUCGUAAAACUCAAUUUGGGUCCGACCCUCGCGAAGGCCGGGUAUGGCAAAGACAAACUCAAUCUAAUGGUAUUCGACGACAAUCUCAGCGUUUUCGAGAAGUUUGUACCAACGGUACUGGAGGACAGGGAGGCAGCGAAAUACGUGUCGGGCAUCGCCUAUCACCAUUACGGUGGAUAUCCGGACGGAUUUCCGACUGAAAUACAGAAGAACUACACCGAUAUGUUUCUAUUAAGCACAGAGGCCUGUCAUCUCGAGGGACCCGAUUUAGGGCUGUGGAGUGCCGGUGAAAACUAUGCCUCCGAUAUCAUCAGGGCUCUAAAUGAGUACGUGAGGGGUUGGGUGGAUUGGAAUAUGGCGCUGGACAUGAGUGGUGGACCAAGGUGGAACGAUAAGAAUGGGUACGGGGGUGCCAUCAACAUAGACCCGACUAAGGGGGAGGCCUACAAACAACCCUCGUUUUACGCGAUCGGACACUUCAGCAAAUUUAUUCCCCCGGAAUCGGUACGAAUCGGACACACAGUCGACAAAUCUGUGUCGAGGUUUACGGUCCUUACAGUCCAGAGACCCGACAAUCAGACGGUUUUGGUGGCACUCAAUACACGCGCCGACAAUAUUGUGCUCACUAUCCAAGAGUCCAGUCUCGGCGCCCGACGGGAAUGUAUCGCAAGAAAAGUGAAGGAAGCGGACACAGUCUGUGUCUGUAACUCAACAUAUUGUGAUGACUUCCCGGCCCUCAAGCGCCCAAAGAGUGGUUUCCUUACGGUUUAUGAGAGCAAUAAAGCCGGAGAAAGGUUUAAGGAAACGGAACUCCAGUUCGGCUCAACCAUCGACUCAACGGCCGACCAAACGGUUGUCGUGACUAUCGAUAAGACACAGAAAUAUCAGACAAUCUUUGGAUUUGGCGGCGCUUUCACUGACACAACGGGACAGAUGCUGAAGACAGUCAACCAAUCGUUGGCUGAUCUGUUGAUUGAUAGCUACUUCUCGGACAAUGGCAUCGAGUACUCAAUGGCCAGAAUACCGAUGGCCGGCACAGACUUGCCCUUCAAAAGGAGGACUUGGAGUGGAAAAGCGCUGAAAGUAAGUCCGCAUAAAAUAAAACUCUUCGGCAGCCCCUGGAGUCCCCCCUCUUGGAUGAAGACUAACCACAUGUUCAAUCAUGGGGGGGAAUUGAGGGGCACUGUCGGCGGGGAGUACUACCAGUCGUGGGCCAACUAUUUCGUGAAAUUUCUGGACGCAUACAAAUCGCAUGACAUAAACCUAUGGGGGCUUACAGUCGAGAAUGAGCCAACACAAGGGACCCCAGGCAAAGGCUUCAACUGCCUGAACCUAACCGGCCCUAUGGAACGGGAUUUCGUGAAACUCAAUUUGGGUCCGACCCUCGCGAAGGCCGGGUAUGGCAAAGACAAACUCAAUCUAAUGGUAUUCGAUGAAAAUCUCAACGUUUUCGAGAAUUUCGUACCGACAGUAUUAGAGGACAGGGAUGCAGCGAAAUAUGUGUCGGGCAUUGCCUUUCACUGGUACGUUGGAUAUCCGGACGGAUUCCCGACGGAAAUACAGGAGAACUACACCGAUAUGGGUUGGCUGGAUUGGAAUAUGGCGCUGGACAUGAGUGGUGGACCAAGGUGGAACGAUAAGAAGGGGUACGGGGGUUCCGUCAACAUAGACCCGUAUAGGGGGGAGGCCUACAAACAGCCCUCGUUUUACGCGCUCGGACACUUCAGCAAAUUUAUUCCUCCAGAAUCGGUGCGAAUCGGACACACAGUCGACAAAUCUGUGCCGAGUUUUACGGUCCUUACAGUCCAGAGACCCGACAAUCAGACGGUUUUGGUGGCACUCAAUACACGCGCCGACGAUAUUGUGCUCACUAUCCAAGAGUCCAGUCGUAAGCGCCCAAAGAGUGGUUUCCUUACGGUUUAUGAGAGCAAUAAAGCCGGAGAAAGGUUUAAGGAAACGGAACUCCAGUUCGGCUCAACCAUCGACUCAACGGCCGACCAAACGGUUGUCGUGACUAUCGAUAAGACACAGAAAUAUCAGACAAUCUUUGGAUUUGGCGGCGCUUUCACUGACACAACGGGACAGAUGCUGAAGACAGUCAACCAAUCGUUGGCUGAUCUGUUGAUUGAUAGCUACUUCUCGGACAAUGGCAUCGAGUACUCAAUGGCCAGAAUACCGAUGGCCGGCACAGACUUGCCCUUCAAAAGGAGGACUUGGAGUGGAAAAGCGCUGAAAGUAAGUCCGCAUAAAAUAAAACUCUUCGGCAGCCCCUGGAGUCCCCCCUCUUGGAUGAAGACUAACCACAUGUUCAAUCAUGGGGGGGAAUUGAGGGGCACUGUCGGCGGGGAGUACUACCAGUCGUGGGCCAACUAUUUCGUGAAAUUUCUGGACGCAUACAAAUCGCAUGACAUAAACCUAUGGGGGCUUACAGUCGAGAAUGAGCCAACACAAGGGACCCCAGGCAAAGGCUUCAACUGCCUGAACCUAACCGGCCCUAUGGAACGGGAUUUCGUGAAACUCAAUUUGGGUCCGACCCUCGCGAAGGCCGGGUAUGGCAAAGACAAACUCAAUCUAAUGGUAUUCGAUGAAAAUCUCAACGUUUUCGAGAAUUUCGUACCGACAGUAUUAGAGGACAGGGAUGCAGCGAAAUAUGUGUCGGGCAUUGCCUUUCACUGGUACGUUGGAUAUCCGGACGGAUUCCCGACGGAAAUACAGGAGAACUACACCGAUAUGGGUUGGCUGGAUUGGAAUAUGGCGCUGGACAUGAGUGGUGGACCAAGGUGGAACGAUAAGAAGGGGUACGGGGGUUCCGUCAACAUAGACCCGUAUAGGGGGGAGGCCUACAAACAGCCCUCGUUUUACGCGCUCGGACACUUCAGCAAAUUUAUUCCUCCAGAAUCGGUGCGAAUCGGACACACAGUCGACAAAUCUGUGCCGAGUUUUACGGUCCUUACAGUCCAGAGACCCGACAAUCAGACGGUUUUGGUGGCACUCAAUACACGCGCCGACGAUAUUGUGCUCACUAUCCAAGAGUCCAGUCUCGGCGCCCGACGGGAAUGUAUCGUAAGAAAAGUGGAGAACGCGGACACAGUCUGUGUCUGUAACUCAACAUAUUGUGAUGACUUCCCGGCCCUCAAGCGCCCAAAGAGUGGUUUCCUUACGGUUUAUGAGAGCAAUAAAGCCGGAGAAAGGUUUAAGGAAACGGAACUCCAGUUCGGCUCAACCAUCGACUCAACGGCCGAUCAAACGAUUGUCGUGACUAUCGAUAAGACACAGAAAUAUCAGACAAUCUUUGGAUUUGGCGGCGCUUUCACUGACACCACCGGACAGAUGCUAAAGACAGUCAACCAAUCGUUGGCGGAUCUGCUCAUUGAUAGCUACUUCUCGGACAAUGGCAUCGAGUACUCAAUGGCCAGAAUACCGAUGGCCGGCACAGACUACUCGUACAGAGCCUACUCUUACGAUGACGUCGACGAUGAUCUGGAGCUCAAACACUUUGCCCUUCAAAAGGAGGACUUGGAGUGGAAAAUCCCAUACAUUCAAAGAGCACUGAAAGUAAGUCCGCAUAAAAUAAAACUCUUCGGCAGCCCCUGGAGUCCCCCCUCUUGGAUGAAGACUAACCACAAAUUCAAUAAUAGCGGGGAAUUGAGGGGCACUGUCGGCGGGGAGUACUACCAGUCGUGGGCCAACUAUUUCGUGAAAUUUCUAGACGCAUACAAAUCACAUGACAUAAACCUAUGGGGACUAACCGUCGAGAACGAGCCCAUCGAGGGUGCGGACCCGAACUUCAACGCCAACUGCCUGAACCUAACCGGCCCUAAUGAACGGGAUUUCGUGAAACUCAAUUUGGGUCCGACCCUCGCGAAGGCCGGGUAUGGCAAAGACAAACUCAAUCUAAUGGUAUUCGACGACAACCUCAACCAUUUCCAGAUGUUCGUACCGCCUAUACUAGAGGACAGGGAGGCAGCUAAAUACGUGUCC